UCGAGUCUCGGCGCUAACAAGCGGCUCUUGAAAAUAUUUUCCAUUAUGCAGGACCCGCGGCCGGAUCCGAAUUAACUUUCAUACUAUUCACACUGAAGCGAGAUGAUUGUAUUGUUUCUGACAUGGCUACUGAAUUCUUUACACCACGUCGAGCCGUAUCGAUAUCGUCCCGAGAACGCAAUGGCGCGCUCCUUCUACGGAGCGAAUAAUGCCCCAACCAAGUACUUCGCUAAUAUCAAUGAGAUUCCCUUCCACGUCUUAAUAGUGUAUAGCAAAUUCUACUGCUCUGGUACCCUGGUGAGGAGUAAAAUUGUGAUGACGGUCGCCAGCUGUCUCAAUUUAGAUAAAUUCAAGAAGCUAGUCGUCAAACUCGGUGUUGAGAGUAUCACUGGACAUGGACAAGUAAUACCAGUUAUCGACAUUAAGAUCCACGAGUAUUACAAAUACAUGGGGCGGAUAGACAACGACAUCGCCUUGCUAAUGUUGCAGGAACACGUGCUUUUUAGCCCAAUUGUGAAAAAGGCAGUACUUGUGGAGCCUGAAAUUGUUCUAGGACAUGGUUUCACCAUAGAAGUGUCAGGAUGGGGCAACACUAACUUGCCCCAGACGUACGUUAACCAGUUACUAUGGACAGAAAUGGUUAUAAUAGAAAAACAAGAAUGCGCUAAGUACUACAAACACCUUUUAACGCCAUCCAAUUUCUGUGCCAAAUAUCCUCCGGAACGUCGUCUGAGCGACAAUGGCGGUCCAGCCGUGUACGACAGACAGGUGGUCGUUGGCAUGCUGUCCUAUGGUGGCUCUAGUACUGAAGAACCACACAUCGCCAUCUUUAGCAACAUUUCCUACUUUAACAGAUGGAUAACACUGAACACGAAGAGAUUUUUAGAGAAAUAUUGCGUACCGAAGGCGGAUCCUUAUGAAUAUUAUGUAGUAUCUGAUACGAAUACUUCAUAAAACAGCU
Spodoptera litura is the source of this 961-nucleotide messenger RNA. RefSeq names its product granzyme B-like. Gene Ontology annotation, biological process: proteolysis. Lineage: Eukaryota; Metazoa; Arthropoda; Insecta; Lepidoptera; Noctuidae. Gene Ontology annotation, molecular function: serine-type endopeptidase activity. The record is from RefSeq and is a predicted model, not a curated record.